GCUGCCGCAGCGCCGCGAUGGAGACGGCGGAGAAGGAGUGCGGAGCCCUCGGCGGCCUCUUCCAAGCCAUCAUCAACGACAUGAAGAGCUCCUACCCCAUCUGGGAGGAUUUCAACUCGAAGGCCACCAAGCUGCACUCCCAGCUCAGGACCACGGUGCUGGCUGCAGUCGCCUUCCUGGAUGCCUUCCAGAAAGUGGCCGACAUGGCCACCAACACCCGAGGUGCCACAAGGGACAUCGGCUCUGCGCUGACCCGCAUGUGCAUGCGGCACCGCAGCAUCGAGGCCAAGCUCCGGCAGUUCACCAACGCCCUCAUGGAGAGCCUGAUAAACCCCUUGCAGGACAGGAUUGAGGACUGGAAGAAAACUGCCAACCAGCUCGACAAGGACCACGCGAAAGAGUACAAGCGAGCCCGCCACGAGAUCAAGAAAAAAUCCUCCGACACCCUCAAGCUUCAGAAAAAGGCUCGCAAAGCAUCCUUCCUGCAGGUGAUCAAGGACCUGAAGGGCUCUGACUACAGCUGGUCCUACCAGACCCCCCCAUCCUCGCCCAGCAGCUCCAGCUCCCGGAAGUCCAGCAUGUGCAGCAGCGUUAGCAGUGCCAAGGGUGGCAUGGCGUGGCCCGGCGGGGCUCAGACCUGCUCACCCAGUUCCACCUAUCGCUACCGCAGCCUGGCGCAGCCCCCCGCCACCACCACCCGCCUCUCCAGCGUCUCCUCCCACGACUCCGGCUUCAUCUCCCAGGACGCCACUUACUCCAAACCGCCUUCCCCCAUGCCCUCGGACAUCACGAGCCAGAAGUCCUCCAGCUCGGCGUCCUCGGAGGCCUCCGAAACCUGCCAGUCCGUUAGCGAGUGCAGCUCCCCCACCUCGGACUGGUCCAAGGCCAGCCCCUAUGACCAGCCAGUGGUCCCCACCCUGCAGCGGCGCAAGGACCGCGUGGAGCACCUGCGGGAAGCUGAGAUGGGCUCACCCGCCAGCGGGUACCCGGGCAUCGGCGGCGAGGAUGCUCCCAGGCCCCGAAUGUCACCAGCCACAAUUGCCGCCAAGCAUGGGGAGGAGGUGUCCCCCGCUGCCAGUGACCUGGCCAUGGUCUUGACCCGGGGGCUGAGCCUGGAGCACCAGAAGAGCAGCCGGGACUCGCUGCAGUACUCCAGCGGCUACAGCACGCAGACCACCACCCCCUCCUGCUCUGAGGACACCAUCCCUUCCCAAGGCUCUGACUAUGACUGCUACUCAGUGAAUGGCGACGUGGAGUGUGACCCCCAGAGCGACUUUGACAAGUCGUCCACCAUCCCGCGCAACAGCAACAUCGCCCAGAACUACCGGCGGAUGAUCCAGACCAAGCGCCCUGCUUCUACCGCCGGGCUGCCCACUGGCACCAACCUACCAGCUGGCACCACCCCGGGAGUGGCCACCAUCCGCCGCACGCCCUCCACCAAGCCCUCAGUCCGCCGCACCCUCUCCAACGCUGGCCCCAUCCCCAUCCGACCCCCCAUCGUCCCUGUGAAGACCCCCACGGUGCCCGACUCCCCCGGCUACACCGGCCCCACGCGAGUGGGCAGCGAAGAGUGCGUCUUCUACGCCGAUGACACCUCGCCGAACCCCCUGGAUUUUGCCAAAGCUUCGCCCAAGCGGCUGAGCCUUCCCAACACCGCCUGGGGUGGCGGCGCCAUGGAGAUCUCUGUCUACCCCGGGGCUGGCCAGCACCUCUCUGCCGAGGAAGAGGAGGACCAACAGUUGGCCGCCAACCGGCACAGCUUGGUGGAGAAGAUCGGUGAGCUGGUAGCUGGUGCCCAUGCCCUGGGGGAAGGCCAGUUCCCCUUCCCCACCGCCCUCGCGGGGUCCGGCCCUGGCGAGGAGACCCCUGCGCCCCCCCCGGCGGCCUCCAUGGACCCCCCGGCCGAAGAUAUGCUGGUGGCCAUCCGGCGUGGGGUGCGCCUGCGCAGGACCGUCACCAACGACAGGUCGGCCCCGCGGAUAUCGUGAUGACGCCCUGGCCAGCAGGGACGCACCCACCAUGGCCGACGGACCCCCCGGGGGCACCCACUGUGCCUCCCCGGGAGCACCCCACCCGCCGGCACCUGCUGCCCCUGCCCCUCCCUUGCCAGCCCCUGCUUUCUGCUCCUCUGUCUCCUCCUUCCCACCCCUCCCAGCCCUUUCCUUUCCCUUAUGUCCUUCCUUCACUUGUUCUCUCUUUGGCUCUUUUUCUCUUCUUUUUCUCAUUUUCUCUUUCUCUUUUCUUUUUUUUCUCUUAUUCUCUUAUUAUCUUAUUCUCCUUUUCUCUUAU
Athene cunicularia (burrowing owl) is the source of this 2289-nucleotide messenger RNA. It is a transcript of the gene MTSS2, whose product is annotated as MTSS1L, I-BAR domain containing. Gene Ontology annotation, cellular component: actin cytoskeleton; cytoplasmic side of plasma membrane. Gene Ontology annotation, biological process: cell projection assembly; plasma membrane organization. The coding region runs from base 18 to 1988 and encodes 656 amino acids. The transcript is spliced from 12 exons. Gene Ontology annotation, molecular function: phospholipid binding; actin binding. The record is from RefSeq and is a predicted model, not a curated record. Lineage: Eukaryota; Metazoa; Chordata; Aves; Strigiformes; Strigidae.